Messenger RNA from Symbiodinium natans, 4071 nucleotides. The record is from the annotation of a GenBank genome assembly. Lineage: Eukaryota; Dinophyceae; Suessiales; Symbiodiniaceae.
AUGACCUUAGCCUCUUUGGAGGUUGCCGGCAUUCCUGUGACCCCGAAGCCCAAGCCCUGGAGCCCGGAGGUCUCGAAGCAGCGCGUGGCGCUGCUCACCAAGCUCGGCCGCGCCACGAAAUGGACCGAGGCGCUGGCGGUCGUGGCUGAGCACGCCCUACAUGGUCCCAAACUCGACGUCUUCGCGUGUGGCGCAUGCAUACGCGCUUGCGAGAUCUCUGCGCAGUGGGAGGUUGCUCUAGCUCUGCUGGCACUGGGCGGCGCGAGCCGCAUGGAGUUGAACAACGUCGCAUACAAUAUUGCAAUAAGCGUGUGUGACAAGGCAAAGAAGUGGCUUCAGGCCGGAAUGAUUGUUCGGCAUAUGCAGGCCUAUCAUGUGCAAACGGACGUGAUCACAUGGAGUGCCUUGGUCAGCGCCUAUGCCAAGGGUCAGCAGUGGGAAGAGGCCUUGGGAGCUUUGGACUCAAUGGAGUCAUUGCAGGUGCAACCUAAUGAGAUGACGUACAGCGCGGCAAUCAGCGCAUGCACGGCUGCCGAGCCAUGGCCUUGGGCACUUGAGAUUGCAGAGGCAAUGCAGCAGAAGCGCCUCGAAGCCGAUGCCGUCGUGCAAACUGCCAUGAUCACUGCUUGUGGCUUCGGUGGGAAGUGGGAAGAAUGCAUAAGCAUUGUCGCAGGAAUGCAAGGGGAAACGCUACGGCAGAUAACCUGCAAUGCUCUCAUGGCCUCCUUGCAGAGGGCGGCGCAGUGGACUCGGGUCCUCUCAAUGCUUUCCAACAUACAAGACGACGAAGGGCGUUGGAAGAACUGCACGCUUGAUUCUUUCUCUUGUGCAGCCGCCAUUGCGGCAUGUGGGACAGGUGGCCACUGGCAGGUAGCCGUGGACCCUUUCGUGAGAUCCCCUCUAAAUGUCGUUCUACUGAAUGUGGCAAUUACCGCUUGCAGUGAAAACUUUCAGUGGCAAUGGGUGUUGCAGCUGCUGGGCCACUCCCGUGCCAGAGGUCUUCUGCCAGACGCCAUCUCAUGCAACUCCGCCCUCACUGCAUGCCAGAUUUGCGGUCGGUGGCUGGAAGCAGAGACGAUCCUUCAAGAGAUGUUCAGACAGGUUAGCGCUGCCCCGGACCAGAUCACUCUCAAUGCCUUCAUCAGCGUUUGUGGCGCAACUCAUCGAUGGCAGCGAGCUCUCUCGGCAUUGCUUGGGCAAGUACCUGCACUGUCUGGUAUACAACCUGGCACAGUGAGCUGCAACGCUGCGCUGGCUGCUUGCCAAGCACAAUGGAGACAGUGCGGGGCCAUCCUGGAUUUUGCUGCCACUGCAGGUGUCAUCAUCGAUGAGGUGGGAUACUCCGCAGCCAUUACUGCGUUCGAUCGUGGUCAUUCUUGGCAGCGUGCAUGCCUUGCUCUGCGCAACAUGCAGCGGUCGCUUGACAAGAACUUAGUGGCUACGAAUUCUGUGCUUGCCGCCUACGAGAAGGUUGGUUUAUGGGACUCUGCACUGGCGCUGCUGUUCCACCUCCGCAUGGGGCAACUGGAAGCAGACCAAGUGAGCUUCAACAGCUGUACAAGCUGCUGCGAGAAGAGCAUGCUGUGGUGGCAGGCGCUUGAUGUGUUUCAGGCUACCAUGCAGUACGACUCGAUCAGCUUCAACGUGUUGCUGCGCUCAUGCAUGCACGCAGCUGAUUGGAGGGCAGCCCUCUCGUUGUUGGCACGCAUGGAGGAGGAUGGGCUCCAACUGACAGCGCUGAGCUUGGCUCCGGCAAUCGAGGCACUUGUACAGAACCAACAAGUUGGGUCGACCUGCGACGCUUGGCUGCCCCAAAGUCAGGCCUUAGAAGAAGUCUUCGAGAACUCGAGUGAGGAUUGGAUUGCGCUGGAUCUAAGGCCAGUGGAAGCCGCCAACUUGAGGUGGGCGGGAGAUGCGGCGCAAGCACGCUGCAGCACCUCCACAACGGAGUCUGCCAAGGCACUGCGAGAAGUCGCUGACAAGGACUUCCCGCAACAAUGGCCAGUUCACCAGCGCAGCAUCAUCGCAGUGGCUUGGAGCCCCGGUACUUCGCACGGCAUCUCCGUCCAGCUGUCAACGAUUCAGAAUCGAGACGUCAGAUGCUGGGAAUACAUCGCAGCCACAAAUUCGGCGAUCGCGCUGUCAUCGUGCGCCUUGCUGCUAGCAGUUGGCCCCGCGGCGUACUGCUGGUUGAACCAGGGCCGGGCAGAGCUCGCGGACUCUUACCGAGGAACUGCCCACCCACUUCAGAAUAUCUGCCACAGCACCUCACAAGAGGCUGCUCCCAUCAGUCAUCAUCGACCAGCGCUGUACCUGGGGCGUGACUACGUCAACGAGGUGGCUUCUGGAGGCAUCAACGGCCUGCUAAUGAUGGUUGCGACUGUGGUUGCUGGAAUCGGGAUAGACAUGCCUGGUCAGCAAAUCCUGGCUCUUGGCACUGCAAGCCUUGUGUCCUAUGCCUUCUCCAUGGGCUUCGGUGCCUUCGUGGUGGAGGAGGCCAAGGAGAGCUUCGCCACCAGCCAACUUCAGGAGGAGUACGAUGAAGUCCGGAGUAUGCCGCAGUCAGAGGUGGACGAGAUGAUUUGCCACUACAGGAGACGUGGACUAUCCGAUCAGGAUGCACAAUCCGUGGCGGGAAUCCUCUCGAAGUACGAGGACUUCUGGGUUCACCACAUGAUGGCCGAAGAACUCGGCAUCCAGCUUCCAAGAGGUAGUGCGGCUGCCAUGCAUGCCGGCCUGGCUACAGGCACAUCCUUCCUGUUCUUCGGAAUGGUGCCACUUCUGGGCUUGGUCAUGUCAACACUCUUGCGACGAUGCUUCGGUCCAGAGUGGUACAGGCCACAGUUUUCCACGGCAAUGUCGCUGGCAUUGAGUGCUGCGGCACUGCUGACACUUGGAGCCUUUGUGAGCCGAGUCGUCGGAAGUCGUACACCGAUCAUCAGCGGCAUGAUGAUCAUGGCCAACGGUUUCGCAGCAUCCAUCAUGGCCUUUGCGAUGAGCGCAGUGCUGAGAUUUUUCGGAACCGCGGAAAGGCUGGACUUCGCAACGGGCUGCUGUGAGAGUGAAUUUGCACGCUCCGUCCAGGCAACUUCCUUGCCUCCGGAAGCUGGAAGGAGCGGCAGUGCAGGCUCCACAGCACUGCUGGGCCGUUACAAAGUCAAAGCUGCUCGCGCAUUUUUCUGCCAGGAUCUGCACCGGGCCACAGCCCCGCAGAAGCGCAGGCGUGGCCGACUUUCCGACAUCAGCUUGUACGAUGCAGCUGCAUGCUGUGGGCUUGGCUCCUGGCCUUGUCCCGCAACGAAAGAGAUUGUAAUGAUUGGUGGCACUUCCAGGCUUACAGGCAUGCACUUGGAGGUACUGCGGGUCUUCGCCUACGGUCUGCUGACUUGCCUGACAACUGGCCUUGGUGCUGUUCCGUUCCUCUUCGUGCCGGCUGGAAACAUUGGAAGUGGCUUGGCCGUUGCCAACGCCGUGGCUGCUGGCAUGAUGCUUGCAGCAUCUGCUGGCAUGCUGCUUGAGGCUCAUGAGCAUUGUGGAUACCUGGAUUGGCAGAUCUUUGCCGGGCUGCUAGCAGGCGGGCUUUUCAUCCGGGCCAGCGAGGGCCUCCAUGGAGACGACGAGGAGGAGGAGUCGGAAAUUGCCGCCCUGCACGAAGCGCUGCUCGAGAGGAAGCAAUGGCGGAAAGCCAUGCUCAUUUUCACGGUCAUGUUCUGCCACUCCGCAGCCGAAGGUAUCGCAGUUGGUGUGGCAUUUAGCAGGCAAUUGAAUCAGGAGUUCGGAAUCUACAUCUCUCUGCUUCUUGCAGUGCACAACGUGCCAGAGGGCCUUGCGGUUGCACUUGUUCUCGUUCCACGUGGAGUUUCUGCGACCCUCACCGCCCUCAUUGCCAUCUUGACAAGCGUUCCGCAGCCACCACUGGCGUUAGCUGCAUUCCUUUUUGUGGAAGUUUUUCAAUGGCUGCUGCCAUUGGGCCUUGCAUUUGCUGCAGGCGCCAUGGUCUACGUUUGCCUUCACGAGCUUUUGAUUGAAUCAGUGGAGCAGCUGGGGGUGACCAAAGCCACCCUAGCAUGA